Molecule: messenger RNA, 996 nt
Organism: Camellia sinensis
Lineage: Eukaryota; Viridiplantae; Streptophyta; Magnoliopsida; Ericales; Theaceae
Source: RefSeq, a predicted model, not a curated record
AUGGCUUGUUGGCAAUCACUUUACAGUGAAAAGAGUCUUCAUGGCAGCAUCCCUCCAAGUUUGGGUGACUGCAAAAAUUUGUUGUCAUUGAGCCUAGCACAUAACAAGCUUAGUGGGCCAAUACCUCAACUAGUUAUUGGUCUUUCCUCAUUAUCACAUUUGGACCUAUCUGAAAACUAUUUGACAAGUUCUCUUCCAGUGGAAGUUGCAAACUUGAAGAACCUUGGUUACUUGAGUGUUUCCGGCAAUAUGUUAUCUGGUGAAAUUCCCGGCACUCUUGGUAGGUGUGUAAUGUUAGAAACACUAUAUAUGGAUGGUAACUUUUUUCAAGGAACCAUUCCUUCUACUUUGGCUUCUUUGAGAGGCAUUCAAUUCUUAGAUCUCUCACGCAAUAAUUUGUCUGGACAGAUUCCAGAAUAUUUUGCAGCAUUUAAUUUAUUGCAGAAUUUGAACUUGUCCUACAAUGAUUUUGAGUGUGCAGUGCCAACAAAAGGUAUAUUUGCAAAUGCAAGUGCAAUUUCAGUCAAUGGGAAUAGCAAGCUUUGUAGAGUACCUGAAUUACAGCUGUCCUUGUGCAACUCCAUACGGUCCAAAAAGAGGAGAUUGACUCUCGCUUCAAAAUUGGCAAUUUCUAUAUGUAGUGGGCUUUUAGGGGUAUCUUUUAUGUUGUGCAUUCUAUAUAUUUGUUGGUAUAGAAAGGCAGAAAAAGAUCUUUCUUCCGUUUCACUAAAAAAAUCACUCUUGAAAGUAUCUUGUCAAACUCUUCUCAAAGCUACUGAUGGAUUGUCUUCAGGAAAUUUAAUUGGUGUUAGUAGUUUUGGGUCUGUGUAUAGAGGAAUUCUUGAACAUGAUGGAACAAUUGUUGCCAUGAAGGUACUCAACCUCCAGUGUCAUGGGGCUUCCAAAAGUUUCUUAGCCAAGUGUAAGGCCUUGAGGAACAUUAAACAUCGCAAACUUGUUAAGGUACUGACCGCAUGUUUAGGUGUUGAUUAUUAA